AUUUGUUAGUGUAUAAUAUUGAAAAGCAGCUUAUUGAAGAGCCUGGCAUUGAUGAGCCUUAUAUUUCACCUGGCAUUGAGGAGCCCUAUAUUCCAAAGCCUGACAUUGAGGAGGCGUAUAUUCAAAAGUCUGACAUUGAGGAGCCUUAUUUUCCAAAGCCUGGCAUUGAGGUGCCCUAUAUUCCAAAGUCUGACAUUGAGGAGGCAUAUAUUCAAAAAUAUAUUCAAAAGUCUGACUUUGAGGAGCCUUAUUUUCCAAAGCCUGGCAUUGAAGUGCCCUAUAUUCAAAAGCCUGGUAUUGAGGAGCCCUAUAUUCACAGGCCUGACAUUGAGGAGCCCUAUAUUCAAAUGCCUUACAUUAGGGAGCCCUAUAUUGAAGAUAUUGUAUUAUAUGACCAGUCGACUAUGACAUGUGAAGCAGUUAUAUCAGAAUGUCCAGUAUUGCUUCAAGCCUGGUCUACCCCUCCAUUAUCCCUCGAUCCAUCUAGCAUCAUAUAUAGCUGUGGAUCCAUACGCGACAGAUUAAGCUGCCUUGAGGAGACAAGGGUCCCCAGGCAAAGAAGCCCACCAGUCUGCACUGAUAAAGAAUUAAAUUCAAACUUUGAACGACUGAGCUUGUUGGCUCUGAACCACAGUCGUACUUGCAUUGAGACGUCUGUUGUUUUAGGUAUGUACUUAUGAUUGAUGUUUGCAUGGGCUGUGGCAGUGAAGGUGCAUAGGCCCUGGCACUGAAGGUCGAUGGGUCCUGGCAGUGAAGGUGCAUGGGCCCUUACAAUCAGAAAGCAUGGGCCUUGGAAUAAAGGUGCACGAGCCCCAAUAAUGGGCCCUGGCAGUGAGGGUGCAUGGGAAAGUGUCUCAAGUGCAUGUUGUACAGUAUAUACAUAGCUGGUUAAACAUACUAAGAAAGAAUGGUGACUAAUUCUUGUAAUA
Owenia fusiformis is the source of this 929-nucleotide messenger RNA. NCBI's taxonomy places the organism in Eukaryota, Metazoa, Annelida, Polychaeta, Sabellida, Oweniidae. The record is from the annotation of a GenBank genome assembly.